Messenger RNA from Eublepharis macularius, 4814 nucleotides. RefSeq names its product EPH receptor B4 (gene EPHB4). Lineage: Eukaryota; Metazoa; Chordata; Lepidosauria; Squamata; Eublepharidae. Gene Ontology annotation, molecular function: transmembrane-ephrin receptor activity; protein binding; ATP binding. Gene Ontology annotation, cellular component: neuron projection; plasma membrane. Gene Ontology annotation, biological process: cell surface receptor protein tyrosine kinase signaling pathway; central nervous system projection neuron axonogenesis; protein phosphorylation. The record is from RefSeq and is a predicted model, not a curated record. The coding region runs from base 311 to 3259 and encodes 982 amino acids. The transcript is spliced from 16 exons.
CGGAGUUGAGCCCCGGCCGAGCGGAGUCCCCUCGACGGCACCUCCUCCGGGGAGACCGAGGCGGCCCAGUUCUUCCCCCGCCGCGAGAGUCCCAGCGCCCGGCCGCCGGGAGGGACGACAUGGAUGCCUGGCGCGGCGUGUGAACGACGCUCCGGCCGGUUUUGCGGGGCGGCGUCUUUUCCAGCCCUUCUCGGGACUCCGACGGGCCCUCGGAUUAAUCUCUUUCUCCCCGACGGGGGAUAUUUUUGCGGCGCUUGAUCGCGGGUCCUGCGCCGACUCCCCUGCGAGGAACUCUGGCGGCCCUGGCGCUAUGGAGCUGCGGCUUCUUUACCUCUGGGUUUCCCUAGCCGCAGCGGUGGAAGAAAGCCUCAUGAACACCAAACUGGAAACUGCUGAUUUGCAAUGGACAACGUACCCACCUGUGGACGGCCAGUGGGAAGAGCUAAGCGGGAUGGAUGAGGAGCAGAACAGCGUCCGCACCUUUGAGGUGUGCGCUGUCCACCAGCCCAACCAGAACAACUGGCUUCGGACCACCUUCGUCCCCCGCUCGGGCGCCACCCACGUCUACGCAGAACUCCGUUUCACGGUGGUCGAGUGCUUCUCCAUCCCCCGGGUCACUCGCUCUUGCAAGGAGACAUUUAACGUCUUCUUUUACGAAGCCGACGCUGACGUGGCCACGGACACUUUCCCAGCGUGGAUGGAGAACCCGUACGUCAAGGUGGACACUGUGGCAGCAGAGCAUCUCACCAGGAAGCGGGCAGGAAUGGAGGCCUCGGGGAAGGUGAAUGUGAAGACCCUCAAAAUCGGGCCUCUCUCCAGGGCUGGUUUCUACUUGGCUUUCCAAGACCAAGGGGCCUGCAUGGCCCUCCUCUCCGUUCGCCUCUUCUACAAGAAAUGCCCCUCCAUCACGGUCAACUUCACUGUGUUCCAAGAGACGGUGCCCAGAGAACUGGUCAUGCCUGUGGCUGGUCAGUGCGUGGUCAACGCCAUCAAGAUCGGCUCCAGACCCCUCAGCAUGUACUGCCGGGAGGAUGGGCAGUGGGCCGAGCAAACCGUCACCGACUGUGCUUGCGCUGCAGGCUACGAGCCCUCCGAGGAGAACACCAAGUGCAGGGCCUGCGCUGCUGGGUCCUUCAAGCCCUUGCAGGGCGAGGGCUCCUGCUUGCCGUGCCCCUCCUACAGUAAUUCUCAUCUGCCGGGCUCCAGCGAAUGUUCCUGCCGCAUUGGCUUCUUCCGGACCCGAAACGAUCCUCCGACAAAGCAGUGCACAACCACCCCAUCUGCACCGCGCAGCAUUGAGGCCAGGAUCAAUGGCUCUGUGGCGGUGUUGGAGUGGAGCGAACCCUUGGAGAACGGGGGUCGAGACGACGUGGCUUACCACAUCAUCUGCUCUGAGUGCCUGGAAAGGCAAUCCUGCCGCCUCUGCACCCGUCUGGUUUAUGCCCCCAGAGCCAGGGGGAUCGUGGACCGCACAGUCACCAUAGAGGGGCUUCAGCCGUACAUUACGUACUCCUUCCAGAUCCAGGCUGUCAACGGCGUCUCUGACAUGAGCCACAACCCACCCCAAGUUGAAUCCAUCAAUAUUACCACCAAUAAAGAUGUCCCCCAGCCUGUUUCUGAGAUCCAGCCGACAGCUGUCACUCCAAAUGGGAUGACCCUGGCUUGGCCCUCCGUCCAGCCUCCAACUGGGAACAUCUUGGAUUACGAAGUCAAGUAUUACGAGAAGGGUGUCGGGGGACCCAUGUUUGUGAAGACCUCUGUGAACCGAGUGACUUUGACCGGGUUGCGCCGGGGUGCUGUGUACGGUGUUCAAGUCCGAGCCCGUUCGGAAGCUGGAUAUGGUGGUUUUGGACCUGAAAGGGCCUUCCAGACUCAAGGGGCUGAGUUGGGAAGCAGCAUGGAGCAGCUGCCACUCAUUGUUGGCACCCUGGCCUUGGGAGUUCUCCUGGUCCUUGCGGUUGUCGUAGUGGCUGUUGUCUGCCUCCGGCGCCAAGGUUCCUCUGGGUCACGGGAGGCAGAAUACUCUGACAAGCCUGGGCAGUACCUGAUUGGGCACGGCACCAAGGUCUACAUUGACCCUUUCACCUACGAGGACCCCAACGAAGCCGUUCGUGAAUUCACCAAAGAAAUUGAUGUCUCUUACGUUAAAAUCGAGGAGGUCAUUGGUGCGGGUGAGUUUGGAGAGGUCUGCCGUGGCCUUCUGAAAGUGCCUGGGAAGAAAGAAAUCUACGUGGCCAUCAAGACGCUCAAAGGGGGCUACACGGAGAAGCAGCGCCGCGAAUUCCUCAGCGAGGCCAGCAUCAUGGGGCAGUUCGAUCACCCCAACAUCAUCCGCCUGGACGGCGUCAUCACCAACAGCGUCCCGGUCAUGAUCAUCACGGAAUUCAUGGAGAACGGGGCCCUCGACUCUUUCCUCCGGUCCAACGACGGCCAGUUCACACCUAUCCAGCUGGUGGGCAUGCUGCGGGGGAUUGCGUCGGGCAUGCGCUACCUCUCCGACAUGAGUUAUGUGCACCGGGAUUUGGCAGCCCGUAAUAUCCUGGUCAACAGCAACCUCGUCUGCAAAGUGUCAGACUUCGGACUCUCCCGCUUCCUGGAGGAGAACUCUUCCGACCCCACCUACACCAGUUCCCUGGGUGGGAAGAUCCCAAUCCGAUGGACAGCGCCCGAAGCCAUCGCCUUCCGCAAAUUCACCUCAGCCAGCGAUGUCUGGAGUUACGGCAUUGUGAUGUGGGAAGUGAUGUCAUUUGGAGAGAGGCCAUACUGGGACAUGUCCAAUCAGGAUGUAAUCAAUGCCAUUGAGCAGGACUACCGGCUGCCCCCUCCGACCGACUGCCCCACUGCGCUGCACCAGCUGAUGUUGGACUGCUGGCAGAAGGACCGGAACGCUCGGCCCCGCUUUGCACAAAUCGUCAACUCCUUGGACAAGCUGAUCCGGAACCCGGCCAGCCUCAAAAUCAUCUCACGGGGCAACGGAGGGCCAUCUCACCCCCUCCUGGACCAGCGCCUGCCCCACUACUCGUCCUUUGGGUCUGUGGGCGACUGGCUUCGGGCCAUCAAAAUGGGCCGCUACGAAGAGAACUUUGCCACUGCUGGCUUCACCUCCUUUGAACUCGUCAGCCAGCUCUCAAGCGAAGAUCUGCUCCGAGUUGGGGUGACGCUGGCUGGCCACCAAAAGAAAAUUUUGUCAAGCAUUCAAAAUAUGCGUGUCCAGAGCAAGGCUGGUCCGUCUGUUGGUACCAAAGGAGGACAUUACUGACCCAAGUUGUGCCUCUGGGCUCCUUCAACCAACAGGAUUCAGGGGGUGAAACGAAGUGGUGGGCUUGCGAUUUGGGAGGCCAGCUGCCUCAGGUCCCCCACCCCUUCCUUUUUUCUCUUUCCCUUUGGAACAGGAUAGUCACUGGGGAAUUGGCAGCUGCCUCCCCGACAAAUUCUCUCCACUUUUUUUUAAACUUGAAGAUGGAAGACUCUUUUUUGCUCCCCCAGUCAAGUUAUGAAACGUCCACUUCUAAAUUGGGCGGGGGAUCCACGGGUGCUGCUCGCUGUGCCUCAUCUCAGCGUGGCCGCCUGCAGCAUUGGCUGAGGAGGCUGCCGGAUCUCCCGUCUCUUCCAUCUCUGGCUCAUCGCCUGGGUCUCUUUUGCGGCCAAUUAAAAUCCCAGGCCCUCGGUGCCUUGAAAUAAUUCUCCUGUGUUCUGAAUCUUCAGAAUAGUGAGAUGGAAAUUUCAAAGAUGGCCUCACAUUUAUCCUGCUUCCCAGACUGCUCUUCUGUGAAAAACGGCGCACUUCUCUAGUCUUCAGGAACAAGGGCUCCACCAGUGGAAUUGCCAAGAUGGCCCACCUUGAAGAUGGCCUGCCAAGAUGGCGGUGGGGCUUACAUUUGCAUGGGGGAGGUGUGAAAUUCUUUCGGUGUUUCUAAGGGCAGCCAGUAUUUCAGGGGGGCUGCUCAGUCUAGCUGUAAGAUUUCCAAAAUGGAGAGUCUUGAUUUGCUGUUCUUUGCCCUUGUGGCGAUGUUUGGAGAAUUUGUUUGGGGUAAUCACCAUAUGCCUUUAAAAUCUGUCUUCCGUCCUUUGUGGGUGAAGGGAGGACCGUUGCCCAGGACCUGCUGACUUCCCCAAAACAGGGAGUUUUACUUGAAACCAAAUCUGCUCCCUUGUCUGUCGGGGGGGGGGAGUGUCCAGUCCACUUGGGAUGCAGCCCCGUGUGGCCUGAUUGCUAAAGCGUGGUUAAUAUUGGCAGGAUGCAGCACUUGGCAAUGUGGCUUGAGUGAAAGAGGGACUUUCAGGUGAUGAUGUCAUAUCUGUGCCAAACUGUGUGCUGACAUCACAACCUCUGCGCAAUGAUAUGGGAACGAAAGGCUUUCAUAGGGAAACUGGCCACUGUGAAAUGGAAUAAAUCGUUGUGGUGAUGUAACCGUAUGACAAUCAGAAAACUCUGCACUACUGUUGCCAUUGCGAUGACAUCACAGGAGAAGAAAAGUGAAGCUUUGAAUUCUGGGGGGGGGUCUCGCACUGGUCACGUGAGACCAAGAAGAGCUCAAAGAAUUCUACAAGCACGGGCACGAGACUGUGAUAUCCGUGUGGAGCGGCUGCGGACACGGGCCAUCCUUCUGUAUGGUGUGACACCAGGAUGCUACCGACAGCCCUCUUAAUGACAUCAGUAUGAUGUGCCUCUGGACAAAGCUUGGGUGCUGGUGGAUGAUGUCUCAGGAGCCGGCCUGUGAUGUCGUAACCAAGCAGAACUUCUUUUGUAUCCAUUCUUUAACCUUCAUAUUGAAGGUGGUGAUGUUGAUUUUUAUUAAAAAAUUGUAUCUUGU